ACUUGCGCUUUGUGAUUGGUCCGGUGGCUUCUGGGAUCUGUCAUGUGUCCCAGGUACUAACUUACCAUUCACAAAAAGCACCGCUUCUUGCGCAUGCGCACUUGGCACCCGGCUCUCAAGCCCAGCGCCCACACUACAGAAGCCGGGAAGACAGCGCGCCGCUGGAUGAAGGAACAGGUAAGGUCCCGCUGCAGAGCUGAGCGGCUGGCCCGGUAUUCUGACAUGGCGGUGGUGGAAAUACCAGACCAGCCGCUCCAUAUUCGCUCCAUAAGACGCACUGAC
Messenger RNA from Staurois parvus, 282 nucleotides. The record is from the annotation of a GenBank genome assembly. NCBI's taxonomy places the organism in Eukaryota, Metazoa, Chordata, Amphibia, Anura, Ranidae.